AUGGAGACAGUAAAGGUUGAGGCUAUUGAGACAUCUGGUGAGAUAUCUGUGGAGACAAAGGAUAAUCUCGAGGUGGGGAAGGUUGAGCAUGGAGAUGCAUUCGUUGUGGAGCCUAUGGCGGGUGUGAGCCAAAUCAUUGAGAAGGAAGAGCCAGCUGUGGAUCCUGUGGCGACAAUCGAAAGUAGCGAUGACAUGGCGAGCGUGGCAGAAAUGAAAGUUGAUGCCGGUGCGAGCGGUGAGGCCCUGGAGACAGGUGUCUAA
Molecule: messenger RNA, 261 nt
Organism: Peronospora matthiolae
Lineage: Eukaryota; Oomycota; Peronosporomycetes; Peronosporales; Peronosporaceae
Source: the annotation of a GenBank genome assembly